GCGUGCGCUGAGCUGCGGCGCCGGCGCGCCGAUCGCGGCGGCCGAGCCGCCGACCUGGCUGGAGACCGUGCUGGGCCACGCCGCCCUGGUGCUGGUCUUCUUGGCGGGAGCGGCCUGCGGCGCGGCAGGCGGCUGCAGCGAGGGCCAGGCGGGGCGCCUCCAGCCACUGAGGAUGGCUCAUCCUCGGAGCUCGCUCGGCGUCAUGCCGGGCGAUUUCGUCAUGAUCUUCUACGCGGUCGGCGGCAGGCGAGUGUGGCACGAGAGGCGCGUACUGGCACUGGCCUCCUCGGUGCCGUGGGGCGUCGGGAUCCUCACUCCCGAUGGCGACGCCUACUUGGAGGUGCUGAUCGGCGACGGGGAGUAUCGCUUCCGCGCGGUGCCUCUCGCGGCGGCCAUCGCCGUGGCCCAGCAGGCGGCGGAGGCGGAGCUCGGAGUGCCAGCCGGCGCGGCGGUGGUGCCGAACGUCGGUGGGCGCGUGGUCCCAGCGGGCGUGGCCGCAGUUGCUGUGGGGGCCGCCCCGGCGGCAGGCGGCGGCGCGGCGGCUGGGGUUGGCGGCUUGGCGGCGGCUCUCGGCGGUCCUGGAGCUGGCGGAGGCGCGUUGCUGGCGUCAGCAGUCGGUGGCGGCUUGGCGGCUGGGAUCGGCGGCCUGGCGGCGGUGCUGUGCCUCUUUUCGGCGGUGGAGCGCCGGGCGCGCCUGGGGCUUUGCGGCUGCUGGGCCAGCGCCCUUGUGGCCGCGGUCGGCGCGGCGGAGGCUGCUCCUGGAGGCGACCUGAGGAUCAUGGCGGUGACCCACGACAUCCGAGGGGAGCGGCAUCGCGACUUCGGCGUCGCCGUGCGCUUGCUCGUGGAGACCCCGCUCAGCGACUGGCCGAUUGGCGGCCCGAGGACGCUGUUGCGGGCAUCGCUCUUCAUCCAUCGCGUCGCCGGGUCUCCGAUGGUUUGGCACCUGAAGUGGCGCACCGACGGCCAGCUUCGCGAUGACGAGCCAGGGGUCGUGAACCACGAGUUCAUGUGCAGGUUGCUGGAGGUCGGCUUGUGCUACGACCAGCUGCACAGCUCCAAUCUGGCUUCGAUGGAGCUCGUGGCGCGGGCCAUCCAGACGGAGAACGAGAGGUAUCGGCACGUUUUCGAGAGCGAGACGGACUUCGGCGUGAGCGAGAAUCUGAUAACGGGCCUCACGCACGGUCGCGGCCACGUGUGCGUGGCUCCGCCCCUUCGGGACUUCGCAUCGCAGCAGCUGCAGAAGGGUGCAGCCAUAACGAAGGAGUGGCGCAAAGCUCGGGAGGAACGCGCUCUCGCAGCUGGUGGAGCCGAUGCUGGACCUGAGAGGCCUCGUAAGCCGAACCCGAAGAAGAAGGGCGGCGGGCGCGGUGCGUCCGCCGCGGCCGUUCAGCCAGAUGAGCGCACCAGCUCGGCGGACUUGCACCGCCGUGGACGCGACCGCCAGCGCGACAUCUUCCCGUUGCCGCUUGCGGGGUUGGUCAACGAGUGCCAGCGCACUGCCAUUGAUCACAUGAGCACCGCCCCUCAUCGGCUGGGACGGCGCCCAGAGAAGUAUGGAGAGACGCGUGCCUGCGAGGACGGGGCCCUCGAG
Prorocentrum cordatum is the source of this 1594-nucleotide messenger RNA. The record is from the annotation of a GenBank genome assembly. Lineage: Eukaryota; Dinophyceae; Prorocentrales; Prorocentraceae.